CCAAACUUCGUUAAAUGUUAUCUCAAGUCAAACUACUUCCGGGUAUUCUAUUAUGAGUACACAUACACCUUCCAGGCCAAUAUGUGCGGCCAGUGCCCAAUUUUAAGCAGCAGAUUUUGACGCGGCUGUGCUAGUAUCAACAUUAGGUUGAUAUCGCCUUCCAUCUCUGGCAAGGCCAGCCUUGUUGUCAUGAAGAAUAAAAGCCGUAGCCUUCUUCUUUGCUUCAUUAUUCCCGAGGUCACCACUAGUGACAUUCCGUUAUAAAGAGAUUACGAAAAUCCGCGAGUCGAGAUUUGUUUGCAGUACGAAGGUGAAUGUUUACUCCACCACCCCACCUGUUAUUCUCAUCCUUGCCCUCGGCACUUCAUCGCCUCUGAAUUCAUCAAGUUUACUUCAAUUCCAAGUGAAUGAAUAACUAUGACUUAUCCUCCCAUUCAGCAAACCAGAUUUAUCUCGUCAUCCGUAUCCUAUAGGUACCACAACCAUGUCACACAACCAACAACUCCUGGCACUGUCAACUCAAACACUAGAUCCUCACCACAAACUGGCAAAAUGUCACCAGAAGAGCAAAUAUUCCAAAUUAAAGAAGACGAAGCGCCGUUACUCCAAGCCCAAUUACGGCUCUCGAGUGCCACCGUCAAAAUCGCAGCACCACCACCGCCCUUCCUCCUCCUCCUAAACGGUUUCCCCGGCGUCGGCAAGCUUACAAUCGCACAGAAUCUGUUGCGCUUGCUUACACCAGUUUCCUCUGGUCCCAGUACGGGACCGCAAAUCCGCCUCUUAGACAACCACCUCCUCAUCGACCCCGUUUCGGCUAUCGAACCCGAGCGCACAGCCUCUCAUUACCGUCUCCGCAAAUCAUUUCGCGAACUCGCCUUCGCGGCUCUAGAGACUCUCCCUGGAGAUCUGGUAAUCUUGAUGACGUCUUGCUUAUCAGAGACGGAAGAGGGGCGGAGUCAGUUUGCGGAAUUUCUGGCAGUGGCGAGGGGGAGGAGGUGUCCGAUGGUGGUGCUGAAUUUGGUUUGUGGGGUUGAGGAGAACGGAAGGAGAGUGGAGUGUGAGGAGAGGAAGGGAAGUGCGAAUGGGUUCGCGAAGGGGAAGCUGACGGAUCGAGCGCUGUUGGAGAGGUUUAGGAGGGAAUACAAGUUACUUGACUUGGACAAGUUGGAAGAUGCGGGUGUGAGGUUGUUUUGUGGAGAGGUUGAGACGACGGAGUUGAGCGUUGAAGAGGCAUCGGCCGGGGUUUGGCGGUUAUUGAGGAAAAGGCUGGGAUUUGAGGUUGGUGUGAGGGGUCAUGAUGUGACUGGGGUGUUGCCACUUGUAUGACCCUGGGUGCACGUUAACAAGAUGGACACUUGUUGUGCCCAAACAAUACGUUUUAUGAGAUAUAUGCGGGAGUCUAGCCAAUACUUCCGCCCACAAAGCUCCAUUCACGGCUCUCGCCGUUAUUGUCAGCCUCGUCAAUUUCUCUGUCUCAAAGAGACACCCAACCACUGCCCACUGUCCUGGGCCUCUCCUCGAAAGAACGAUCGCGUCGUCCCAGAGUGAGGAUAAAGAUUCAAUUUUUCGAGAUUCAGUCCUCUGUGGUCCGUGGAACGAUCAAGGCGGCAGUGGGCGAGCUUUAUGGAAACUACGAUGUUCUCGCAUAUAGACUCCAAACUAGAAAUUAAUCAUUUCUAGCAGCGUUUUGCCCCUGAAUGUCAAGUACUCAGGUUCGCUU
Molecule: messenger RNA, 1720 nt
Organism: Hyaloscypha bicolor E
Lineage: Eukaryota; Fungi; Ascomycota; Leotiomycetes; Helotiales; Hyaloscyphaceae
Exons: 1
Coding region: 418-1326 (302 amino acids)
Source: RefSeq, a predicted model, not a curated record